AUGGUUAUAAUUCUUCAUGUAAAGUCGUAUACCCCCGUUGAUAUUUUCUGUUUGAAAUUUCUAAUUCCAGAUUUUUUUUCCUUUCGCUAUGGAUUGUCUUUUUUCCUGCUAUGCUGUAAUGUUAUAAUGACGGCCCAGCGCAUAUGUCUGAACCUUACAAUAAUAGCCAUGGUAAACAGCACAGAUCCACAUGGUUUGCCCAACACCUCCACUAAGAAGCUCCUGGAUAAUAUAAAGAACCCUGUGUAUAACUGGAGUCCUGAUAUUCAGUGGAUCAUCUUAAGUUCCAUGUUAUAUGGCUCAUUCUUCAUCCAAUUUCCAGUUGGAUACUUUGCUGGAAGAUACUCUACAAAGAAAAUGAUUGGCUCUGCAAUGUGCCUCUGCUCUCUGUUCAGUCUGCUCCUCCCACCAGCAGCUGAAGCUGGAGAAACUUGGGUCAUUGUAUGUCGAGUAGUCCAGGGAAUAUCUCAGGGGAUAGCUUUCACAGUCCAAGGUAUAAUAUGGGUCAAGUGGGCUCCUCCCCUGGAACGAGGCCGACUUAUUUCUAUGAGUGUGUCAGGGAUUUUACUCGGAUCCUUCAUUGUCCGGCUUGUGACUGGAGUCAUCUGUGAUUCUCUGGGCUGGCCCAUGGUCUUUUAUAUUUUUGGUGCCUGUGGCUGUUCUUUAUGUCUUCUCUGGUUUGUUUUGUUUUAUGAUGACCCUAAGGACCACCCAUGUGUAAGCAUCAGUGAGAAGGAAUACAUCACAUCCUCCCUCGUCGAGCAGGUCAACUCAAGUAGACAAUUUCCACCUUUCAAGGCUAUGAUUAUGUCACUUCCAAUCUUAGCUAUUUCUUUGGGUGUUUUCGCUUUUUCCUGUAUAAAUACUGUCAUGUCAGUAUAUGCCCCAACUUUUAUCAACUCCAUGCUUCAUGUGGAUAUAAGAGAGAAUGCAUUGGUGUCUGCCCUUCCCUAUUUGUUUGGUUGGAUUUGUGGUGUCCUAACAGGUCAGAUAUCAGACUUCUUCCUGACACAGAAUAUUCUCAGUGUAAUUACCAUCCGGAAACUCUUCACCACAAUAGGAAUUAUCUUUCCUGCAAUCUUUGGUGUUUUCUUGCCUUACCUGGGUUCCAGCUUAUACAGCAUUGCCAUUUUACUGAUACUUGCUCAUGCAACAAGCAGCUUUUGCUUCAGUGGAAUAUUAAUAAAUGGCUUGGAUAUCGCUCCCAGUUAUUAUGGACUUAUCAAAGCAUGGACACUUGCAAUAGGACUGUUAGGAUCAUCACUUGCUUCCUCUUUAACUGGAUUUAUCCUAAGUCAGGAUCCAGAAUCUGGCUGGUUUAAAGUCUUCUUCCUGGUGCUUGCCAUUUGUGUGCUAGGCCUGAGUUUCUACCUUAAAUUUGCUAAAGCAGAAGUUCAGGACUGGGCUAAAGAAGAACACACACGCCUCUGA
Messenger RNA from Carlito syrichta (Philippine tarsier), 1431 nucleotides. RefSeq names its product sodium-dependent phosphate transport protein 1-like. The record is from RefSeq and is a predicted model, not a curated record. Gene Ontology annotation, biological process: transmembrane transport; monoatomic anion transport. The transcript has 11 exons. Bases 1 to 1431 code for a protein of 476 amino acids. NCBI's taxonomy places the organism in Eukaryota, Metazoa, Chordata, Mammalia, Primates, Tarsiidae. Gene Ontology annotation, molecular function: transmembrane transporter activity.